GAAGCGGGUUUCUUAGACACAUAAACGUUGAUAUUCAACGUUGCAGCCGCUGGACAGGUAUAAAUAGGUAGCAGCAUCCGGCCAAACUAACCCGAAGCAGAGUGUCUCACCGUAAUCAAUUUGUCUAAUUUCAGUGUUUAUCAGUACCUAAGUAUUUAUCAGUAUGUGUUUCUGGCUCGAUUUACAAGUUUGUUGCAAUAGGGAAAUGUCGCUCCCCUAUCCCAACGUCAUCAUGCAUCUUCGCUUCGCUGUGAUUUGCGACGAUGCUCAACGUAACAGAUACUACAAGCGCAACAACUACGACGAACCCCUUUGGGACCCCAUGGCCGUCGUCAAUAGCUGCCCCCAUAUGGGUUCAGGAUUUUGCAGAUAUGAGCGUGUCUACUGGUUGACAUGCUGGAAUUGUAUGGGGACCAUUGUAGCCAAUAAUACAGGCUUUACCGAGGAGGAUUAUGGUAUCAACUGCCAUAGUAACGCAAUUUGGAUGCAGGAGCUUCAGUCGCAAACCCACCGUGUCCAUUAUCCGGAACUCGUGGAUCGCUUUCCAACGGAAUUUAAUAUCCAGCACCGCUACGUGCUCAGCAGCCCCGGAUGGGUCGCAGUCAAUCCAGGGGACCCGCUUGGUCCUGAACCGGCCGAUCCCGAGUUAGUUCAACUUCAAGAGUUAAGCCGACAAAUAUAUAGGUCAACGACGCACCCGGAACCAACCGCCAUUCUCGGCCCUCAUGGUCCGCCCAAUGGUUGUCAUUUUCUACCACUCAACCUUGCAGGCGGGUCUCAGCAGUGCCAGGGUAAUCCCAAUGCCGGGCCGGACACCCAUUCGGAGGAUGAAGAGGAUGAUAAUGGCUAUGAGAGCCCAGACUCGGACUUUGGGAGAUAUUAA
This is a messenger RNA of Hypoxylon trugodes, 883 nucleotides long. RefSeq lists its product as uncharacterized. The transcript has a single exon. Bases 164 to 883 code for a protein of 239 amino acids. The record is from RefSeq and is a predicted model, not a curated record. Lineage: Eukaryota; Fungi; Ascomycota; Sordariomycetes; Xylariales; Hypoxylaceae.